This is a messenger RNA of Rhizoctonia solani, 1314 nucleotides long. Its product is annotated as Serine carboxypeptidase. Gene Ontology annotation, molecular function: serine-type carboxypeptidase activity. NCBI's taxonomy places the organism in Eukaryota, Fungi, Basidiomycota, Agaricomycetes, Cantharellales, Ceratobasidiaceae. Gene Ontology annotation, cellular component: fungal-type vacuole. The transcript is spliced from 10 exons. Bases 1 to 1314 code for a protein of 437 amino acids. Gene Ontology annotation, biological process: proteolysis. The record is from RefSeq and is a predicted model, not a curated record.
AUGCGUGUUCGCCCUUCGAGCAAUCUGUGCGACCCUACGGUGAAGCAGUACUCUGGAUACCUCGAUGUUUCAGAGGACAAGCACCUCUUCUUUUGGUUCUUUGAAAGUCGAAAGAAUCCCGAAAAGGCACCUCUUGCUGCGUGGAUGAAUGGAGGGCCAGGGGGCUCAUCGGCGCUAGGUUUGCUCAUGGAAAAUGGCCCUUGCAAUGUGGUUUUCGGAAACUCUACCGAACGAAACCAGUAUGGGUGGAAUGAAGUGGCAAAUAUGUUCUUCUUGGACCAACCGGCGGGUGUAGGUUAUUCGUACUCGACCUCGGAUCACGUCGUCGAUACUACGUGGGAGGCCGCAAGAGAUUUCUACGCCUUUGUGCAGCUCUUCUUGGGGUGUUUUCCGGAAUACUCGGGCAGACCUUUCCACGUAUUGGCUGAGAGCUACGGCGGGCAGUAUGCGCCCAACUUUGCCAACUACAUCAAUCGUCAAAACAAGGCCAACCGAUUACUAUCGAAUCCAAAACAUCAGCACGUAUCCUUGGAGUCGGUACUAAUCGUCAAUGGACUGGUGUCACCAGCCGUUCAAGCAGCGACCUCUCCGGAAUAUGCUUGUUCAGGGCCAUAUGCGUUCUGGGAUAAUAAUGGCCCACAUUGCAAGCUGCUACGCUCUCGUGUUCCUCGACUUCAUGAACUGUUUCAACAGUGUGAGACUUUUCGCACAGAGCUAACUUGUGUUCCGGCCGCGAUUUAUGCCUUCAGCGCUAUGGACGAGGGCUUUGAGAAAGCCGGUAUUAAUAGGUAUGACGUCCGAAAGCCAUGCAAUCAGCCGGUCGAAUGCUACGAUCAAAUGAGAUACGCACAAAGCUACUUGAAUAGCUCGGACGUAAAGCUAGCUCUGGGUGUACCUCCUGAUUUUAACUACAACUGGUUAAACAUAACUAUCAACUCGGCCUUUUUCCGUGCUGCAGAUGUCGCCCACGAUGCUUCCUUGAUGGUAAAAGAACUGCUGGACGAUGGAGUCAGGGUGCUCAACUUGGCUGGUGACGCCGACUUUGCCUGCAAUUACAUGGGCGCAUUCGAGUGGAUGUACAAAUUGGACUCAAAGUAUGCGAAAGAAUUCCGGCCAUUGAACAACACCGUCUGGACACUGAACGGCAAGGCAGUCGGUGAAGUCAGGGCGAGUGCAGACGAAAGCGGAAAGACAGCAGGUAACUUCACCUGGCUUCGCAUAUACGAAGCUGGGCAUAUGGUUCCCCACGACCAACCGGAAGUAUCACUGGAAUUCUUUAGAAGAUGGAUUGAGAAUAAGCCUCUGGCUGGAUGA